Daucus carota subsp. sativus is the source of this 2063-nucleotide messenger RNA. Its product is annotated as condensin-2 complex subunit H2-like. Gene Ontology annotation, molecular function: chromatin binding. NCBI's taxonomy places the organism in Eukaryota, Viridiplantae, Streptophyta, Magnoliopsida, Apiales, Apiaceae. The transcript has 9 exons. The record is from RefSeq and is a predicted model, not a curated record. Bases 191 to 1822 code for a protein of 543 amino acids. Gene Ontology annotation, cellular component: nucleus; condensin complex. Gene Ontology annotation, biological process: mitotic sister chromatid separation; meiotic chromosome condensation.
UUUUUUUUCUGUAUUUUACAUUGGACAAACAGAUUAUUGCCUUGUACAAGUAUAUGGCAGGAUCGAAUGUUUUGUUUAUCAUGUAGAAAGCUAACUUUUGCUCAUCUUGGAAAGUCCAUGUCUUCUGUAAAUAAUAGUUUAUCACUUUUUAAAUGAAUAAUAGUAAUUCUAUAUUAAUCAAUUUUCUGUUAUGCAAAUAAUGAGCAGUCAGCCUGAGCAGCCAAAGAAUGUGUCAGAGCAACCAGAAGUAGGUGGUGAGCCUGCUGCUUCCAGUAGCGUGGAUGAUUUUUGGGUCCCAGAUGAGAUUGAAGUGGAUCCCAAUCGCAACCUCCCUAAAACAACCACCAGAGAUGAUGUUUCUUUUGUGAGGCCCCCUGCUGAUCUUCUUGUUUUUGAAGGUGAUGGCCUAGAUGCCACAGGUGAUGGCGGGAGUCUUGAAUCAUAUACGCUAGCCACGAGUUAUAUCUACAAAGAUUUUCUUCUACUAAAUCCAUGUGAUGCUGCGGCAGUUGAUGACUAUCUAAAAGGGGAUGAUGAAGUCGAUAAAGGGCAGGAUGGAGGUAACAGGGGCAGCUCUUGGCCGUUUGAAUCAUGCAAGAAUUUUCCUGCACCCACAAAACAGUCUGGCGGAUCUGCCCACAACUUAUCAGUUGGAAGAAGCCAUAAUGUAAACUUGCAUCAAUCUCCUUAUGAUGAUCAUGGCUUUGGCUUUAACAAUCCUCAUUCUCCACCCUGCAAUAUCCACGAAAGUGACGAUGAUGAAUUUGCAGUAGAGGGUAGAAGUCCACUUGGACAUAUGGAUGAUUCAGACGAUGAGGAUGAUCCAUGGAAACCUUUGAAUCCCAAUGAACCGGGAAAUUUGGAAGCCAAACCUUUCAGGAAAGUUGAAGCUUCCAUAUGGAAUAUCGGAAACUCUAGCAAACAAGUUUCCGUAACUACAGACUUUCCUGAAGCCAGCUUGGAUGGUCCCAUUAGUGCUGAUCUUACUCAAAUAUGGGAAGCACUACGUCGUGAUAGAGAAGACCAGCAGCAACCUCAGUCUCCUCCAUUUUAUGAAAAGCUGCGACAGUCUCUUGUUCUUGGAGGGCUAGAAAAGUUUGACGCACAUCCUAAAUCUAAGGAUGGUGACGAAGACAGUGUCGGAGGCUAUAACAGCGAGGACAAUGAGUUUGAACCUCCUAUCUUUGACAUGGCAGAAGGUGCAUAUAUAAAUGAUGAUAUACCUGUACCUUCGAAUAUGCAUGAAGAUGGCAGUGAUCAUGAAGCUAACGCUCAUGAGCACGAAAAUCCAAUCCCUGAAGAUCUUUGUCACUCUCACCUGAAUUCUCUUCUUGGAAACAUGAGGUUAAGUGAGAUGCAGACUGACUCAGAUGCUCGCAUAUCAGCGUGGAAGCAGAGUAUUGAGCAGGAUCUGGAGGAGCAUGAUACACGGCCUGCAUUUGAUGUAGAUGACUACGGCGAAAGGGUGUUAGAUACGUUGUCCAGGUCGUUCGACAAUGAAAGUGCAAUGUCCUUCGCAGAUGUGGUCAGGGGACAGGAAAAGCAUGACGUGGCUCGAUCAUUUUCUGCAAUCCUGCAACUGAUGAACAAUGGCAACGUCGAUCUGCAGACGUCAGCCACUACCGAGAAGGAGGCCACAUGUUAUACAGCAGAGAAACCCUUUUCUGUCAAACUUCUAAGGCCUGCAAAGAGACGACAUGACGCCCAGCUCGGAUCAUCACAAAAGAGAUCUUUGCCUGAAACAAAAAAUGGGGAGUCGGAGGACGAGAGUGGCGACUCGGGAGAAGAAAAUCGUGAUCCGUCAGUAUCUCAGCCUCAAUAAUUGACAUCUCAUAUUUUUUUCCUUUAUGAUCUCAUAUCUCAGACUAGGAGAAGCUAGUGCCCUGCAUUAAACUCUUUAAGUAGCAGAGCCAGCCAUAGUUUUUUUUUCCUUUCAUUAUAAUGCUUCUUUUCCUUUACUUUUUUUUGUAAGAAGAAAUCAUGCCAUCAGUAUCAACAUUUAUGUAUGUAUACAAUACAAGUACAACCUUCUUAGUAAUAUGACUCAGUUAUGCAUUGAAUUU